This is a messenger RNA of Lactuca saligna, 627 nucleotides long. Lineage: Eukaryota; Viridiplantae; Streptophyta; Magnoliopsida; Asterales; Asteraceae. The record is from the annotation of a GenBank genome assembly.
AUGAAGGCUAUGUUGAAAGACAUGGGAUUAUCAUUCCAAUUCUUGCCCUUUCCUCAAAGAUUAUUAAUGCCACUCCAUCUCAAGGAUUAUGAGGAAGAAGAAACUGAUAAAGAUGAAGAAGAAUUAGCUACUGAUAGAUUACUCAAUCUCUGGAUAAGGUUCAGUAAAGUUGAAAGAGAUGUGACUAUAAUGAAGCGACUUAUGGCUUUGGGUGAAGAUUAUGAUAUGGUUACUGAUGACACCCCACCAAACUCUUCAGGUGAUAAUCCUUAUCCACCUCCACCUCCAUCAACAAAUCUUCCUUCACCACCUCCUCCACAAUCUCAUCCUCUUCUUAAAACUCCUCCAUCACCUCCUUACUCUCCUCCCCAAUAUGAUGCAGCCAAAAAGGGGGAGAAUAAUCAAGGGAUUGUUAUUGCUGAUAUUCUAGAAAUUGAUGCAACAACUGAUGAUCAUCCCAUUCAAGACAUUGGUGAUCAAUUAGAGACCAAUGACUAUGAAGGGUUUCAUGAUCUUGGUUUCAUGCCACAAGCUGUUGUUCCUUUGAAUGUUGUCUACCUUGGUUCUUACUUUGAGAGGGAGAUUACUCAAGAGGGAGCUCAUGACGUUGAAGCGUCCUCCUCAUAA